Cylicostephanus goldi is the source of this 864-nucleotide messenger RNA. Lineage: Eukaryota; Metazoa; Nematoda; Chromadorea; Rhabditida; Strongylidae. The record is from the annotation of a GenBank genome assembly.
UGGGAAGACGUUGUAAUUCGAGCCAACAUUGAAUUCACACGGUUGAUGCAUCUAGUCACUACAUUGGAUCGAUACCCAUUAGUGUCGGAUUCCCGUCCGCUACUGAUCAAGAACACCUUGCUAACCGGUAAGCGCUGUCACAAUGACCGAGUGCUAUGUAAAGCUAUAUCUGGUGUCCUGCAAAGCCAAGGACAAUGCGUCAUUAUUGGAUCCGAUAACCUUUAUGUUACCAGGUUGCUGCAUACCCUAGCAGCUUUUGUCCCUGAGCAGCUGCGAUGGUCUUGUCCUCGAAUGUACCGCCACAAAUUCAAUCCGUACCUGCGCUUGCAAGUUGUACGCCGGUAUGAGCUGCCGUACCUUUUGCAAUGUGGUGCAUUAGCUACCUGGCCAAUAUGCGUCGUUGAUGUGGAUCGCUCGACUGUAUGCAUGUCAGCUCCUUACAGUCGACAUCGCAUUUUGAAACGGAGAGCUGACGCGCAGCGAGUUUCCGCUAUUCUGGAAGGGCCUGUUACCCUGUAUGUUUUUCUUCGAACUCCUCCUGUCGUAUUUUGGAUUGUGUUCGUUUGUACAUUUUUCGUGCCCCUCAUAUCAUUGACCAUUCAGGAGUCGGCCAGGAUGGGCUUCAUAAAUCAGUUACUUCUAUAUAUCGAGAAUAUGGCGCGUGCGUUGAUCAUUUAUGUACAGCAUUCAAGGUUUGGCCCUUUACCGACGGAGAAGUCGUCAGCAACUAAGAGCUCACGAUUUUCGCUGAGCGAAUGCAGAAAAGCUCUAGACUUGCAGUCGGACGCUUUCUUCCAUGCUGUGCUUGCCAGAGCAGAUCUAAUUGCUCCAGAUAUAGCCGAGUUCAUAUACAGCUCGGGCUGA